Molecule: messenger RNA, 687 nt
Organism: Chrysemys picta bellii (western painted turtle)
Lineage: Eukaryota; Metazoa; Chordata; Testudines; Emydidae
Product: olfactory receptor 51G2-like
Biological process (GO): G protein-coupled receptor signaling pathway
Cellular component (GO): plasma membrane
Molecular function (GO): olfactory receptor activity; G protein-coupled receptor activity
Source: RefSeq, a predicted model, not a curated record
AUGGGCAUAUACUUGUUUAACUCUAGGGAGAUCAGCCUCGGUGCCUGUUUAGCCCAGCUCUUCUUCAUCCACUCGCUUCAGUGCAUUGAAUCCUGUUUGCUGUUGUUCAUGGCCUUUGACCGCUUCAUUGCAAUUUAUAACCCUCUGAGAUAUGCUUCCAUCUUAACCCUGCCGAGAAUAACCAAGAUGGGACUGGUGGCUGUGGUAAGAGCGAUGGUCAUAAUACUUCCACUUCCCUUUCUCCUGAACCGGUUCCAAUACUGUCGAGUCAAUGUCCUCUCCCAUUCCUUCUGCAUGCACCGGGAGGUCAUGAACAUGGCUUGUUCGGAUAUCACAGUCAGCAUCAUCUAUGGUUUGUUUACUAAACUCUUAACAAUGGGGUUGGAUUCACUACUCAUCUUCCUCUCUUAUGUGAUGAUCCUCAGAACAGUGCUGCGCAUCACCACCUACAAGGAGUGCCUGAGGGCCCUGAACACCUGCGUCUGCCACCUCUGCACCCUGCUGCUCUUCUACACACCAGAGAUCAGCUUGACUGUGAUACACAGCUUUGGGAAGGACUCUUAUCCCUUACUUCUGAUUCUCCUCGGAUACAUCUCCCUGUUUCUCCCACCAAUGAUGAACCCAAUUGUGUACAGCGUGAAAAUCAAACAUCUUCGUGUGAAGAUAAUCAGGGUAUUCAUGAAGUGA